Messenger RNA from Spirodela intermedia, 1332 nucleotides. NCBI's taxonomy places the organism in Eukaryota, Viridiplantae, Streptophyta, Magnoliopsida, Alismatales, Araceae. The record is from the annotation of a GenBank genome assembly.
AUGUCGCUCCUUUUUACCGUUCUCUUUCUGCUGCUUGCGGGAAGCUCGAUCUCGCCGGCCGCGGCGGAGAUCCGGUUCUCGAACCACCAAUCGGAAAGCGGUUCUAUCACCCCGAUCGACGAAUUCGCCUUCGAGAUCAACGGGGAGCUGGAGCUCAACGUCUCCUGGUUCGUUUCCCCUAGGAGCAUCGAAAGCGAGGAGCUCGUCCACCUCGGCUUCUUCCUCACCACGCGGGACGCCUGGUUCCGUGUCCUCCAGGAGAACCAGGAUAGUAAUGGCACUUGUCCUCUCCAUUCUGAUCUAAUCGAGACCGUCUUCACGUUCGAUCUUAUACGCCAACCAUCUCAUGAGAAAAUUGACUCCCCAUUCGGUGUUGUCUACAAAGUAAAGAAGCCCGGUCAGUACACCCUCGUUUUCGCCAAUUGCGUAAAGCGUCAGCUCGAGGUGUCUAUGGACAUACGCUCUGCCAUGUACAACAAGGACCCAGACACGGGUGCCCGGGACUACCUGUCGUCGGGUACCACGGUUCUCCCUCGGUUCUACUUCCUCUUGUUCCUGGUGUAUGCCCCCCUCGCCGGCCUCUGGAUCUACCUCCUCUACAAGAAGCGGCUCACUGCUUUCCGCAUCCAUUAUUUCAUGCUCGCAUUGGUCGUUCUCAAGGCCAUUAACCUCCUCUGUGAGGCCGAAGAUAUGUCCUACAUCAGGCGUACUGGCAGUGCCCACGGGUGGGAUGUGCUAUUUUACAUCUUCAGCUUUCUCAAGGGAAUAACACUAUUUACGCUUAUCGUCCUCAUCGGGACGGGAUGGUCCUUCCUGAAGCCUUUCCUGCAGGACAAGGAAAAGAAGGUGCUUAUGGUCGUCAUUCCCCUCCAAGUAAUUGCCAAUAUUGCGCUGGUUGUCCUCGAUGAAAAUCCUUUCGCCACCAGUGGUUCGAUAUCCUGGAAGCAGAUCUGGCUCCUCGUCGAUGUCAUUUGCUGUUGUGCCGUCCUUUUCCCUAUAGUCUGGUCAAUCAAGAAGUUGAGGGAAGCAGCACGCACUGAUGGAAAGGCCGCCGUGAAUCUUAUGAAACUCACGUUGUUCCGUCAAUACUAUAUUGUUGUUAUAUGCUACAUCUAUUUUACGAGGAUCGGGGUGUAUGCCUUGGCGAUCAUCACCUCCUAUCGUUAUCAGUGGACAAGUGAGGUGGCCAAGGAGUUGGCAACGCUUGCCUUUUUCGUAUUCACUGGAUACAAGUUCAGGCCAGAGGCGCACAAUCCGUAUUUUGUCAUUGAUGAUGAGGAGGAGGAAGCUGCGGCUGAAGCUUUGAAGGUGGACGACGAGUUCGAACUGUGA